AUGUUUAAAUGCAUAUUGAAGAGUCAAUUUAUUACUAAAUGUGAUGUAUAUGUAUCUAAAACUGAAGGUUUAGAGAAGCUAUUUCGAUUAGGCCAAUAUAGUUCAAAAUUGGUUUAUCUUUACAUAGGGCUACCCAUUGUUAACCAUUUAACAAGCCAUUUUAGGUUUUUAUUUAAAUGCAUUAGUAUAUUUAAAUUGUUUAGUUCCUUUAAUCAAGUUGUAAAAGCGGAAGAACAUUUUAGACAGUGGUCUUUAAUGGCCUGGAUGAUCUUACUUAAGUGUUAUUCUUUGUUUUUAUGGAAAUUGUUUGACGUAUUGAAUGUAUUACAAUGCUUUGAAAUUACAGUAUUAUCCCUACCUAUGUCAAAGAAAUGGCAAAAAAUCACUAAUUAUUGUUGGUUAUCUACUUUAUUUUGGACGCUCGCAAUUAAUAUAAGUUAUCUCUAUGCACAUGAAAAAGAUAUUAGAUUAACAAAAAAAAGUUUUCACAAGAUAAAUUCUACAAAGAAUAAUAGUUUAUUAAAAACUAAAAGGAAGCACUUAAGAAUCCAUUAUUGUCAGAUAACGGUAGUAUUCAGAAAGAUAAUUCUAACGUUCCUAGAUGCUAUUGUAGUUUUGAAACUUUUGAAUUUGAUUGAAGGAUAUGAUUUGUUAAUUACGUUUUUCGGUGUUAUCACUUCGAUCGAGGGCAUAAAAGAUGUUUGGCGGUCUAGUUAG
Arxiozyma heterogenica is the source of this 717-nucleotide messenger RNA. RefSeq lists its product as uncharacterized. The coding region runs from base 1 to 717 and encodes 238 amino acids. Gene Ontology annotation, cellular component: peroxisomal membrane. The transcript has a single exon. The record is from RefSeq and is a predicted model, not a curated record. Lineage: Eukaryota; Fungi; Ascomycota; Saccharomycetes; Saccharomycetales; Saccharomycetaceae. Gene Ontology annotation, biological process: peroxisome fission.